Paramecium pentaurelia is the source of this 1152-nucleotide messenger RNA. The record is from the annotation of a GenBank genome assembly. Lineage: Eukaryota; Ciliophora; Oligohymenophorea; Peniculida; Parameciidae.
AUGGAACCAAUAUUCAUUAUUACAAUCUUACUUGUAAUUGAAUUAAGUUUAGAAUCAAGAUUUAGCAUCUAUAAUUAUGAAUGUAACAAUUAUUUGAAUAAAUUCGGAAAUGUAGAUUUACCAAAUGGUAUAGGUCCUUCUAAGCUUGCUUUUACAGGAGAUGUUUCCUUUAUUACAGGAACAAAUGAUGCAAAGGUUAAUGUAAGAUAUUCUGAUGUGGAAUUUUUUGAUGACCCAAUAUUUUUUGGUUUUGUUAAGGAAGAUGGAAAAACAGAGGACACAGUUUGUCUUGAACUUAAAUUAUUUAAAUUUACAUCAAAUUAUUCAGUUGAAGUCAAGGACUUACCGAUAACAUCAUCAAAAAAUUAGGAAAAAUAAUGGAGAUAUUAUUCAUUCACUAUUCCAAGAAAUGAAUUCAAAAAUAGAUUAGUUGAGACAGCUAAUUCCAAUUAAUUCAUAUAUGAAGGACUUUAUGCUAUUGGUUAUUAUCCAGUUGGUCUAAUGGAAAUCUAAUAUACAUUCUAUUUUGAAUUAUCUCUUACUAUAGAUAAAAGAACAGGAGCUGCAGUUGAUGCAUUAUUCACACCUUUUAAUGAGAGAUACUCACAUACAUUCGGGAUGAUAGACUGCAAAGGGAGAGAUGAUACUUAUUUAAAGUGGUGCACUGAUUCAACAUGCACUUCAUUUACAUCUCCAAAUCUUCAUUAAUAUGAUCGGUUUUUCCUCUAAUAAGUUAUUACAAGAGAAGAAUGGUCUGGUUAUUAUUUGACAGGAACUGAGGUUUGGUUUACAGGAGUUGGUUUGAAUAAGAGAGCAACACCAAUUUCUAUAAAUAAUAACAACACAGGAUAAGUUAUUAUUGAAUUGAUGGCAGAAAUUGCAUGGUAAUCAGUCACUAUCAAAGUUAUUUCAACCUUAUCAACUACAUAAACAGAAAGUAGAAGAAUGUUAGUUUAAACUAAGUACGAUCCACUAAUUGGAGAAACUUAAGAAAUUGAGUGUAUUAAAGCUAAAGGAGAAGAGGCAUGUCCUACAUGUGAAUAAGAAUGUGAUGCUAAUGGAUUUGCUCAUGGUGAAUGCGAAGAAUGUUUUUUAUCCUAAUAAUAGAUAGUAUUUAUUUUCUUGGCUUUAUUGCUAGUUUUAACAAUAUGA